Echinostoma caproni is the source of this 1413-nucleotide messenger RNA. The record is from the annotation of a GenBank genome assembly. Lineage: Eukaryota; Metazoa; Platyhelminthes; Trematoda; Plagiorchiida; Echinostomatidae.
AUGUCCCAACAAUUGCAUCAGAAGCCGCAGGAAACCAUCGCUUUUCCGAUGGGUUCGAUUGCAUUGACAACAUUGCAUCCGGCAACUCAAGGAAUACCUUUACCCAAAAUAGGCACCCUUAUACCAAACCGGAUUUUUGUUGGUGGAAUUAAUUCGAAUGUAAAGCUCGUAUUCCGUUUUGAAUCCCAUCCUUCACAGACCACGGAGGAUGAACUACGAAGCUUUUUCUCCGUGUUUGGCGCGAUAAAAGAUGUGAAAGUAAUCUAUGACAAAUCCGGAUUGUCCAAGGGUAGUUAUGGAUUUGUCACAUUUGAAGAUCAAGAAACAGCGGAGGCUAUCAUAAAGAAUGAGGCUGAAACCCUAAUCUUCAAAGAACGAAAACUGAAUAUUGGAUAUGCGGUAAGGAAACAGUCAGCCGUGUGUUAUCCAGCCACUGUCAUGAUCUCUCCGAACAUGGGCACGCACGACCUAUGCACUAUUCUGUCUGGUACAAUGCACAGCACAGCUCAGUCAAUGCAACACACAGCAUCGCCCAUUGUCAAACCAGGCUCUAUCCCAUGUGGUGCGAAGGGAAUGAUGUGUUCUCAUUUGAUUCCGACCACCGGAUCCAUUCCCUUGGGGUGCACUAUGAUGUCCAAUCCGAGCAACACGUCAAAUCAUUCUAUGUGCCUCUCAAGCGGAACAUGUCUCGCCACGGAUCAGUGCGAGUCGAAAACAAUCAUGGUUGAUGCUCAACUGAAUACACCGGUACAUCAUCACGGGAGUUCGAACGAUCUGAAACAAGACGUUUGCCUGAUGGGCUCGAAAUUGCGAAACAGCACACAACAAACCACAACCGGUCGAUCUUCCAUCCCAUCGGACACAAUUGGCUCGUGGCUCGAAACGCAAAGUUCUAAUCCGGCAAGACAAUACUCAGAGUCGGUUUGUCCAGCUGUUCGACACAAUUCCGACUCGAUAAGCCAUUUAUUUUGUGCGGUCGGCAAAGAUAUAAUGUCUCACACACCCUCAAUACAGUUGACCGAAAAUCAUUUAACUGCUGCUCCCGGAUCCAGAGCUCCGAUGGAGAACAUGAUAAUCACCUGUUGUCCCGAUUCCACACAUACCAAUACAGUGCCAAUGAUUACACGUUCUGCUUCCUUUCCCGAACGACAACCACCGGUGCGAAUGUCUAUGACAAGUGAGACUGGAAGAAGUGGUGCACAUCUGUUACAGCCCGAUUGUCUGUUGCGUGCCGGGAAUUUCAAGGAAUCGUCCACCUGUGCAGAUGUCCAACACACAGGAGAGGGAAGUCCAUCGAGAAUUCAGAUUCCAAAUUUCGAGCUCAAAUUGGAGCCACUCAUUUUCAACAAUAUCAAUGAUAGACAAGAGAUGUGGGCGACAAAAUCACAGGUGAGAUGUAAAAACAUAUUUUAG